UUUCCAUGUCAUUUCAUGUGUUUUGUUCGUCAGUUAAAAAACGUGUCAGGUCAUCUUUUUUCUUUUCAGUCUGGCAACGGAGUAACCCACACGAACAACUCUGUGAAGUCCUCGGUGGAGUUCAACUGGGAAGCUCCGGACACCUCUGUGGGACCCAUCGUGUUCCACUACACUGUCGUUCGAGGAGGAGCCCCGAACACGACCGUGAACCCCGCUGAUUACUUCAUGAACGUCGUAUCCGCUCCACUUAACCCUGCUACCACCCUGUUGAGAUUCACCUCGGAAAUGGAAGCACAGGACAGGGGCAAUGGCGUUCGUGUCAUGGAAGUCUCCGAGCAACUGUCAUUGAGAGAGAUCCUUCUCCGCAAACAUUUCAACUAAAAUCUUAAACUCACCUUUCUUGCCGCUACAAUAUUUAAUCUUUUUUUUUUUUUUAAAUCAGCGUGGCAUUUCAGUUGUUUUUAUACACGUUUUAAAGAUCCUUGCAGCGUAGCUGAACUAUGGGUCCUUUUUCUGCAGAGUUCCAAACGAUGUACCGGAUGAGCAGCCUUUCAAAUGUUCCAUAUUUUUUUCUUGAAAGAGCGCUGGUUGUCUUUAAAUAAAUCUUGUUCAGCACCCUUUUUCCCAAUAUAUCAGGGAUGUUUUUUAUAUAGAGCAAUAUUUUCGAAACCUGAGUAACAAACAGGUUUUACUCUUUCACUCUAAACGGUUAAUGCUCAAUAAAUUACACAGACUGAUCUA
Messenger RNA from Aplysia californica (California sea hare), 741 nucleotides. RefSeq lists its product as uncharacterized. Lineage: Eukaryota; Metazoa; Mollusca; Gastropoda; Aplysiida; Aplysiidae. The transcript is spliced from 3 exons. Bases 16 to 381 code for a protein of 121 amino acids. The record is from RefSeq and is a predicted model, not a curated record.